This is a messenger RNA of Seminavis robusta, 663 nucleotides long. The record is from the annotation of a GenBank genome assembly. Lineage: Eukaryota; Bacillariophyta; Bacillariophyceae; Naviculales; Naviculaceae.
AUGAUAGAAGGACACCCCAGCCGAACGGCUCUCUUCAUUGCCGCAGGUGUUCCUAUCUUGGGCACCACAGGAUGUGACUUGCUCCCUGAAGGCAUUCUCCCUUUUCAGAAAGCCGUCUUGUCGGCACUGCAGCUGACCUGGGUCGAACGGAUCUUUCUAUUUGUUCUUUGUGACAAUCCGGUCUUUUGUCGCCUCUUUGCAUGUGUUGGUGCUAGCAGCAGGCAGGAUACGACACUCUUUCCCUUCGUCUUUCCUCCCAAGUUUCCAGAGACUUGCUUUUGGGAAGUUGACCAUCCCGCCACUGGUCACUGUAAGGAUCGCUUGUGGUCCAAGGAUAAGAACAGUCAAGGAACAACAACGACAGCCCUAUUGAAAAAGCCACCGAAUCUGUUUCAUGCCCACGUGGAUUUGGUGGAGAAAGAUGUUUUGGUGACAUCACUCCGAGAGAAAGCAUCGUACGAUACAGUCACACCCACCAUUGUUGUCAUGGAAGGACUAUUGUCUUUUUUGGAUACGGAUCAAAUCAAAAACCUGUUUGAAAAUGUAGCCCAAGUUGUGGGAGGACCAGAUUCCCGUGUAGUCUUCAAUAUGCCGGCCGUGCAAGUCUGGCAAGUCCUUGGACUUUGGUUGGAUAUCCCUCCUGGCAGCUUAUUUGGUCCGUAA